AUGUUUUCAAUUUUAUCCUCGUUACAAUCGACAUUUCAACAAUUUUCAAUAAAAAUGAUUGACUAUGUUGAACAAACUUCAACUUCCUCAUCAACAUGUCAGAUAUUAUUUGACAACGUUACUUUGAACAUGACAGUUCAAGAAACAUCAAACUGUGAAUCAUUUGAAUUUCAGUCAAUCUACACCUACAAUAGUAUAUUAGAGACAAUUCGGCAUGAAAGUACACAUGAUGAAUCAAUAAUGGCAGAAGUUAGUGUACUUGAUCAUGAUGGAAGCGCACAAAGCGAUGCAUUAGCUGAUGAAGUGAAACGAGAUGGAAUAAUUAGUCAAGACAGUCAACAUAAUGAAAUAUUAGAUGAUAUCGUUUACGAAUUGAUAGCAUUUGUGGAGCUGAAUGAUGAUAUUAAAUCAGUUUUGAAUGACUUGAUUGAUACGAUAAGUGAAAAUAUUCAGAUUGAAACGGUGCUGGACGAACUGUUAAAUCAGAUUAAUGAUGAGAAUGAAAUCGAUUAUGUUCGCGGUUCACUAGACUUAUCUUUAUCAUUUAUUGCAAACAGUCUAUUGAAUGAUACCGAAUUAUUACCGCUACACAAUAGCAGUAGUAAUUGCACAGUCAGUCUUUUUGUGGCGGACGAUGAAGACGACGAGAAACGACAAAUGGAAAUGAAAAUAGUCGAAUUAAGUAAACGGAUUAAACAAUUGGAAAAUGAACUUGAACAACAUCAGCAGAGAUCACAAAAACAUGAUAACAGUUCUAUAUGUAUAUCAGAAUUUUUAUAUGAUGAAGACACGUAUGUUGUUAUUGACAUUGCUUGA
Didymodactylos carnosus is the source of this 816-nucleotide messenger RNA. The record is from the annotation of a GenBank genome assembly. Lineage: Eukaryota; Metazoa; Rotifera; Eurotatoria; Philodinida; Philodinidae.